Molecule: messenger RNA, 3903 nt
Organism: Wasmannia auropunctata (little fire ant)
Lineage: Eukaryota; Metazoa; Arthropoda; Insecta; Hymenoptera; Formicidae
Gene: Pitslre
Product: cyclin-dependent kinase 11B
Exons: 7
Coding region: 258-2849 (863 amino acids)
Biological process (GO): protein phosphorylation; regulation of mitotic cell cycle
Cellular component (GO): nucleus
Molecular function (GO): cyclin-dependent protein serine/threonine kinase activity; ATP binding
Source: RefSeq, a predicted model, not a curated record
AAUGGCGAGACCGGCGUAGUAGCCAGGUGUAGCGUGAACGAGUCGCGAGUGAGAGUGAAGUGACGCGCUUCGUAUAUAAACGCCUUUUUACCGCAUUUACGAUCGAGAAUCCAAAGGAGUGAUAAUUAAGCGUCACGCUGAUCGUUCCACUGUCUUCCACGAGCGCGGAAUUCGUCGAAAGAUGGAAGCGCGUUCGGGUGCCGCGAGCGAGAUCCCGCUGAGUACAGGUUAAGAACCGGUCGCUCGCUCGUGCGAAUAUGUCCGCGGAUACGUCUGAUAUGGACAUUGACAAUCAGAGCGAGGACGGAGAAAUCAAGAAGAGUCCAUCGAAGGAUAUGGGUGAUUACAGCUUUUCAGAGGAAGAGGGUGGCGACACGGCCGACUCCUUGGAUAUUAAACCGCCGCAGGCAGUUGUUCGCCAUCAUAAAUCCAGUUCGUCCCGUCGUAGAGAGAAGCACAGCGACAGGAGGAAUCGUAGAGAUGAGAAGGAACGCAAGUCGCGCCAGCACGAACGCGAGGACAGGCACAGGGACAAGCACAGGCAUCGCAGGCAUGUGGGCGAGCCUCUGGAGAGAUCCGAUCGUUUGGAAAGCUCCAAGAGGAAUCGCGAGAGAAUGGAGCGCCUAGACAGGAUGGAAGGCCAUUCUAGAGACAGAGAAUCCUCCAGGCACGAUCGCAAGGAAAGAAGUACGGGGGAUCGUGUCCUAGAAGAUUUGAGGGAAAGAUUAUUGGACAAAAGAAGAGAGAGACGAGAGGAUCCGCGCGAUACUCGCAAUUAUAAAAUCGAGUCGCGACACGAGGUGCGAUUGGAGGACCUGCGAGAGAUGCGCGAAACGCGCGAUCGGCGAGAAAUACGGAUAGAGGAUCUUCGGGACCGUCGUGAAAUACGCACCGUGGACGACGGCAGGGAACGUCGUGAGAUUCGUAUGGAGGAGCAGAGGCACAUACGAGUGAUAAUGGACGAUCAGUUCUCGGAGAGCGAAAUGAUGGAGAGAUCCGAGAAACGUCGCAAGAGAUCACACAAGCACGACCGAACUCGCGAGAGAGACCAGGAGAAGAUGGAGCGCGAGAAGGAGCACAGGGACAAACAGCUGCGGGAAGCGAUGGAGAUCGUAACCGACGAGAUCAAUGAGAUGGACGUGCAGAAUGAGAUGUCGAUACAGAUUAAAGAUCCGAAAGAAAUGACGGAGCAGGAGCUCAGGAAAGAGCGGCUGCUGGAAGCGGACAGAGAAAUGGCCAGGCGAAAAGAGGUGUCCAGGAUGGAGUUGGAAGCGAGAAGAAUGAAGCGAGGUGAGAAACGGCCGUUGAGCCCGGACAACAAUCCGGAUCCUUCGAUCGUAGAGCUGUCGGACGAGAGCGUGAGUCCUGCCCACUCCGAGGGCGCGCGUUCGAAAUCAGCCGAGUCCAGACACUCGUCCGAAGGCGAGAGAAGCCCGCAUGAGAGAUCUUCGGAGCGACAUUCGUCCGACUCGUCGGAAUCGAGCAGCGACGACGACGACGAAUCUAACGAGUCGAACAAAGGUUCGGCUGGCGAUUCCAACGAUGGCUCAGAAUACAACAAUCCAAGCCCGUUGUCCGUCGAUCGAUUAGCCAAAUCCGAUCAUUCGGACGGAGAUUCUCCUGGACAUGUCGAUUCCAAUAAUGCUACGAAAAUCAUAGAGGAGGAGGAAAAGAAAGAGGAGGAGCCGGAGUUACCGCCAUAUCUGCCAGCUAUUCAAGGUUGUAGAAGCGUCGAGGAGUUUCAAUGUCUAAAUCGAAUCGAAGAAGGUACAUACGGAGUCGUGUACAGAGCACGCGACAAGCGCACGGACGAGAUAGUCGCGUUGAAACGUUUGAAAAUGGAAAAGGAGAAAGAAGGCUUUCCAAUUACGAGUUUGAGGGAGAUCAAUACUUUAUUGAAAGCGCAACAUCCCAAUAUUGUUACCGUGCGUGAGAUAGUCGUCGGCAGUAACAUGGAUAAGAUAUUUAUUGUCAUGGAUUACGUGGAGCACGAUCUGAAAUCCCUGAUAGAAACCAUGAAGCAGAAGAAACAAGUUUUUAUACCCGGAGAAGUUAAAUGCCUCAUGCAACAAUUGUUGCGCGCGGUCACGCAUCUACAUGACAACUGGAUAUUACAUCGCGACCUGAAGACCUCGAAUUUGCUAUUAAGUCACAGGGGCAUUUUGAAAGUCGGUGACUUUGGCUUAGCUCGGGAGUAUGGUUCUCCCUUAAGGCAGUACACGCCGAUCGUCGUGACGCUUUGGUACAGAGCUCCCGAAUUAUUGCUGUGCGACAAGGAAUAUGUGGGAUUAUAUAGUACGCCUAUAGAUAUGUGGUCUGUAGGGUGCAUUUUCGCCGAGCUUCUGAGAAUGGAACCAUUGUUCCCGGGAAAAUCGGAUAUAGAUCAAUUAAAUAAAAUAUUUAAGGAACUGGGUACACCAAGCGAGAGGAUUUGGCCGGGAUACGCCAAGUUACCCAUAGUACAAAAGAUCCCGUUUGCGCAUUAUCCUGUAAAUAAUCUCAGGCAAAGAUUUAGCCUGUCGUUGUCCGAUCUAGGCAUCGAGAUGUUGAACAAAUUUUUAACGUACGAUCCUCGUCAACGUGUAACCGCCGAAGAUGCCCUGAAUCACGGCUAUUUUACCGAAGCGCCUUUGCCAAUCGAUCCGCAAAUGUUCCCCACGUGGCCCGCCAAGUCGGAGCAAGGAACUAGAACUUCGAACGCGUCUCCGAAGCCACCGAGCGGCGGCAGAGAGUAUAAACAAUUGGGCGACGGUGACGACGCCGAUUUGAGCAACUCCGGUUUUCACAUGGGUUUGACGGAGGGUGGCAGAGCACCGCCGGUUGGCGGUGGCUUCCACCUGAAAUUCUAAUUGAGAGAGACAACUUUGUAAUCUAAAUUGUAACAAAAUUUUUCUAAAUACAUUUAUACAAAAUAUACGCGCGCGCACACAAAGUGGAAAAUCUAAAGCAAAACAUCGGAAUAUAUCCUUAAUUAAAUUCAAAAGGCAAAAAUGUUUCAGGUAAAAAUUGCAUGAUUUCAAACAUAUGCAUAAAAAUAUUAAUUUACAAUUAUCAAGAAAUUGGUUUACGAAAUUUCAUAUUUUAUGUUGAAAUAUGACAUGUGAUUAAGUAUAAAAUAUCUCGUAAAAAAAAAUUGAUUUUUGGAUAACUUCAUCUUGAUACUUUUACAUAUAGAAUAAUUAGAGGAAUUAUAUUAUGUUAAAAAAAAAUCAUUCCAUUAAAAAAAAUGGAAAUGAUCAUGUUUUUGAAAAGUCGAUUGAGAAAUUGAUUUUAUUUUAUUGUUUGUCCUUCAAAUUAUACAACUUUUGUCUGAAUAAUUUUUGCUUACCGGCUUUAGUUUUUGAUAUAUUUCGGUGUUGUUUUAGAUGCCCCAUCUUAUAUAAUACGCAAAAUAUAUGUAUAUAUUUUUCUUCCGUUGUAGAAGAAAAGAGAACAUUCGUAUAUAUUUUUAAUUAAACAAUAAUAUGUUUCAUUAUUUUUAUAAAAUGAAGAUGUCCGCGAUAGUUCUUCGCAUCUUGUCGCAUAUGAUUUUAUAGUAUGAAAUAAUAUACAUGUAUUUAUGUAUCAAUUUAUUAUUCUCAGAAUGAAACACAAUUCAAACUGGCAAUCCUUCAACCUCAAAACUAUCCUUUUGUAAACAAUUUUUUAUAAAACGAUAGCUGAGGUAUCAAACCCGAGGCUUGCCAACUGUGAGUUACUCUCAUCCGGAGUUAUUACACGUUGCCCUACGAAUAUUACGGAAUAGAAAUAUUCAUUGUAAAAUAAAAAUCAAAAUGAAAGCAUUUACGAUUAAUGUUCGUAAUUUAAUUCGUCACUUUGCGAUUACAAGUUAUAGGGAGAAAGUGAGAGAAAAAUAGUACAAGGAAUUAUGUAACAGAAACAUGUAAUAAAAUCGAAAGACUA